AUGAAUGUAGAGAAAAAAGUUUUGAAAAGAAAACUUAAUAAAUUUAAGUUAUCUAAAAAAAAGAAAAAAGUUGUAGAGGAGAAACACGCUACUUCAUCAGAAGAUUCUGAUAGUGAUAAUGAAAAACCUCAAUCAUUAGAAAAAGUGCCAUCAUUAGAUGAGAAAAUUAAUGACAAAGAUGGUGAAGAUAAAAAUGAAACUUCGGUUAACGAGAGUAAAGUAACAUCUACUAAAAAAAGUAUAUUAACAGAUGUUAAAUUUAGUUCAUUAAAAGAUUCUGUUAAUGAAAAGUUACUAAAACAAAUUGAAGUUAUGGGAUUUGACAAAAUGACACAUAUACAAGCACAAACAAUUCCACCACUUCUUGAAGGAAAAGAUGUACUUGGAUCAGCAAAAACAGGUUCUGGAAAAACACUUGCUUUUUUGGUACCUGCAAUUGAAUUACUUCAUAAACUUGAUUGGAAACCAUACAAUGGUACAGGUGUUAUUAUAAUUUCUCCAACACGUGAAUUAUCUUUACAAACUUAUGGUGUAUUAACAGAACUUCUAGAAAACAAUUCAAGUUUAUCUCAUGGAUUAGUAAUGGGUGGUUCAAACAGAACAACUGAAGCACAAAAACUUGAGAAAGGAGUUAAUAUCUUGGUAGCUACACCAGGGCGAUUAUUAGAUCAUUUAAGAAAUACAAAAGAUUUUCAUUAUAAAAAUUUGAAGGCACUUAUAAUUGAUGAAGCUGAUCGUAUAUUAGAUAUUGGUUUUGAAAUUGAAAUGCAUUCAAUUAUAAAAAUGCUUCCAAGAAAAAGACAAACAAUGUUAUUUUCAGCUACACAUUCUUCUAAAGUUGAUGAGCUUGUCAAAGAAGCUUUACAUUCAAAUCCAAUUAAAGUUGGUUUAGAAGAACAAAUGUAUUGGGAGGAACAUGCUACUGUUGAAGGAUUAGAACAAGGAUAUGUUGUUGCUCCUUCUGAAAAACGUUUUUUGUUAUUAUUUACUUUUUUGAAAAAAAAUCGAAACAAGAAAGUUAUGGUUUUCUUUUCUUCAUGUGCCUCAGUUAAGUAUCAUGCAGAAUUGUUAAAUUAUAUUGAUAUAUCAGUUCAAUCUAUUCAUGGAAAACAAAAACAACAAAAGAGAACUGCAACAUUUUUCUCAUUUUGUGAGGCUUCUUCAGGAAUUUUACUAUGUACAGAUGUCGCGGCACGUGGUCUUGAUAUUCCAUCAGUUGAUUGGAUUGUUCAAUUUGAUCCUCCAGAUGAUCCAAGGGAAUACAUUCAUCGUGUUGGGCGUACAGCAAGAGGUGAUUCUGGUACGGGACAUGCAUUAUUAAUUCUAAGACCAGAAGAACUUGGCUUCUUAAGAUAUCUUAAAGCUUCAAAAGUAACAUUAAACGAGUUUGAAUUUUCCUGGAAUAAAGUUGCUAACAUUCAAUUACAAUUGGAGAAAUUGAUUAAUGAAAAUUAUUAUUUAAAUAAAAGUGCUAAAGAAGCAUACAAAGGAUACAUAAGAGCAUAUGAUUCUCACUCUUUAAAACAAAUAUUUGAUAUUCAUACAUUAGAUUUACUUAAAGUAUCUAAAUCAUUUGGAUUCUCGGCACCACCAUAUGUCGAUCUUCCAAUUACCAACAAAAGUGGCAAACAACGUGAAAAACCAAGUGGAGGUGGUUAUUUGAAAAAACAUAAAACUGCUUUUGGUGGUGGAAAAAGAUACUAA
This is a messenger RNA of Strongyloides ratti, 1704 nucleotides long. RefSeq names its product Probable ATP-dependent RNA helicase pitchoune. Gene Ontology annotation, cellular component: nucleolus. The transcript is spliced from 2 exons. The record is from RefSeq and is a predicted model, not a curated record. NCBI's taxonomy places the organism in Eukaryota, Metazoa, Nematoda, Chromadorea, Rhabditida, Strongyloididae. Gene Ontology annotation, biological process: maturation of LSU-rRNA from tricistronic rRNA transcript (SSU-rRNA, 5.8S rRNA, LSU-rRNA). Gene Ontology annotation, molecular function: nucleic acid binding; ATP binding; RNA helicase activity. The coding region runs from base 1 to 1704 and encodes 567 amino acids.